AUGGAGAGUGCUAAAGAGCAGAUCGAAGACAACGCAUUCGAUGCUUUAUUGAAUGCAAUAAAAACUGAUCCGGACCUGGAGACAGCUUUGGAAUUAUGCCCUGAACACGAAGAAAAUUUUCUAGAUAUAUUCUGGAUAGAUGUAAAUGGAGUUCAAGAGGAGGACGUACCCGACGGAGAAGUUUUCUUCAGGUCGGUAGAGUUAGGCAGAGAUAAUGUCGAAGAGAUUGCUGCCGGAAUAAAACAGGAACCGGACGACGAUCCUAUUUUUGACGAGGACACGUUAGAUGUCGACGAUUUACCAGCGAAUGUCGAGGAGAUGGAGAUGGAGCUGGAGGAAAAUGAGCUCCCUGAAGAAUAUCAUUUUAAUAUAGUUCGCCAAAACGGAGAAAUUGCCGAGGAGAUAGACGAGGAGGAAAACGAGGAGGUAAACGAGGAGGAAGACGAGAACCAUGAUCUAAUUGAACCGUUUCUCUAUGAAGAAGAGGAAGAAAUUGACGAGGAUAUAGAGGAAGAGGAAGCUGCACCACCUGAUAAUUACAACAUCUUCUUUAAUGAAGAUGCAAUGGAGGCGUUCGACCACCAAAUAUAG
This is a messenger RNA of Nicrophorus vespilloides, 591 nucleotides long. RefSeq names its product protein Ycf2-like. The record is from RefSeq and is a predicted model, not a curated record. The transcript is spliced from 2 exons. Lineage: Eukaryota; Metazoa; Arthropoda; Insecta; Coleoptera; Silphidae. The coding region runs from base 1 to 591 and encodes 196 amino acids.